AUGGAUACCCGCACUGUCCCGCCGUCGAAUCAGCCCCAGAUGUCCUCCGCCGGAAAGGUCAGCAAGGCUUGCCAGCGCUGCCGUCGCCACAAGAGCCGCUGCGACCUCUUCCGUCCAUGCACUCUCUGCGUCCGCGCCGAGGCCGAGCGGCAAAAGCUCUCGAAUCCCAGCACCAAUCGCCAGCCUGCAGAGUCCGCCUCGGGAGAUGCCCGCACGAGCAACACCACUCGGGAUGUGCCCGAGGUGGAUCAACCUGCCCGGACCCCCGUGUCAGUCCGUGAAAUGUCCCACGUCGACGACUAUGGCGAAGCCGACUCGACCAUGGGCAUUACCCGCAGGAUAUUCCAGCUGGGGAGUCGGGACAUGGACCUGAGGGUCUGCUCGGCCAUCCCUGACGGAGAAAACCUCGCCCGUGGAGCCCCUCCCGCUGCUACUCGCGAUGUUCGCCCCAUAUCUGCCAUACUCGGAUACUCCCUGCCAUCCCGGCCUGUCGUAGAGUUCCUCCUCGAAGAGUACUUUGAGCUCGUGCACUGGUUCUCGCUGGUCAUCUACGAGCCGCUGUUCCGCAAGGAGUACAACAGCGUUGCUGAUGGCUUCGCCUCACCAUCACAAAAGGGCUUUUUGACUCUGCUAACCAUAGUCCUCGCCCUCGCUGCGUGGUACCGCUCUCAGAAGCACGUCGCCGAGGAAGCUUUCCCUGGCGAAGACUUCCGCGCCUGGAGCUCCGACCUGCUGCGCCACACGGAGCUGCAGCUGUUCGAUUUGAUGGACGACUGCUCGCUAACUUCGGUCCAGGUUUGCAUCCUGCUGGGUUCGUACGGUGUGUACCAUGGGAAGCCUAACGUCUCGUUCGCUCUGCUGGGCGCAAGCAUCAAGAUGGCCCAGGCCCUCCGCUUGCACAGAGAGUCCUCUCGGGGUGAUCCCAGCGCCAUCGAGGAGCGGAAGAGAGUGUGGUGGACCAUUUACACGUGGGACAGGUUCGCUUCCAUCACUUACGGGCGGCCCCUGGGGAUCAAUGAGAAAGAUUGCAACGUCUCAAUGCCAGCCGAUGUUCUGGAGGACCCCUCCUUUAAGUACAGCGGCAGCAGCGGCGCUAAUACCCUGAUCCAUUAUUCGGCCUAUCAGCGCGAGCUGAACACUCUGUACCAAAUUGCUUCGCCCAUGAUUGAGGCCAUCUUCGGUACACGUGGCGGCGAAGCAGCCUCUCAGAGCGAUCGAGCUGCCAUGGUCACGGAAAUCGAUAAGCAGCUAAGGGACUGGCACCAGCGGCUGCCCCCGCAUUUAGUCCUCGACCUUAACAACGACACCCGAGUGGACAGUCUUGCAGAGGCGAGGGCGCACAGGCUCCAGGCCCUGUCCCUCCAGCUUACGUACGAUAACAUUGUCAUUGUCCUCCACCGGCCUUUCUUCGCUCAGCAGGUGCACUACCUGACGAGAGUUCUGCCCGUGAACUUGCAAGGCUCCACGCCAUCCACGUACGCGGCCGACACGCCCCAGUCCAUGGUCAUGCCCGGCAGCUUCAGCUCCGAGACGUGGUGGAACGCAGCGGUGAGGACCUCCCGGGUCACGGAGCUGCCCAACCUCGCCCAGCUCGCCACCGAGACCCACCUCGUCGCCUUCCUGGCCAUCAACCUCUUCAACUCGGCCAUUGUCAUGGUCGUCUGCGCGCUUUCAGACCCUCUCUCUGACCGAGCGCAGGAAGCGAAACGGAACAUCACGCGCAUCUACCGCCUGCAGGAACUGCUGGGGUACCGCUCCAAGCUGCCAAUGCAGAGCAGCGUCAUCCUGCAGGAUGUGAUCCGCGUCUUGCUGAAUCGAGAGGCCGAGGCCAUGUUGACGUCUGUGAUUAUGCCGCCGGCCCAGUCGCAGCCCGAGCAGGACGCGGCUUUGAGCAUGGCUUCGCACGGACGCUCGCGUACUGUCGAGGAUACCUUGAGGUUGCCACUCGACAUCCCUUCCACCACCGUGGAAUCUGCCGGCGUCAUGGGUGAUACGCAGACCGAGUCUUCGCGUGAGGCUGCCCGACUGAAUGGCGGCCUUGCAUCUGUACAGAGGGUACUGCCGACUACUAGGGCCGAGUCUUUGAGUUCUGCGGCCUCACAGAUGGGUCAAGCUCGCCAAGAGCUCAUGCAGGGCGACUUUGAGGGCACUACCUCCCAGAAAGACCCAAAUGGAUACAGUGCGAUAGGGUCGCCUCUGGGGAGCGCGCUACAAGGCGAAAAAGAUCUAUACUGGAUCUGGAGUUCAGUGGCGGAUUGGCCAUAG
This is a messenger RNA of Lasiodiplodia theobromae, 2265 nucleotides long. Its product is annotated as C6 transcription factor. The record is from RefSeq and is a predicted model, not a curated record. The coding region runs from base 1 to 2265 and encodes 754 amino acids. Gene Ontology annotation, molecular function: zinc ion binding; DNA binding; DNA-binding transcription factor activity, RNA polymerase II-specific. NCBI's taxonomy places the organism in Eukaryota, Fungi, Ascomycota, Dothideomycetes, Botryosphaeriales, Botryosphaeriaceae. Gene Ontology annotation, biological process: DNA-templated transcription; regulation of DNA-templated transcription. The transcript has 6 exons.